AAUCAAAUAGCUAAUCAAUAUUCUGUUCAUCGGGAGUCUUUAAGAAUGAAACAAAUCCAACCUAAAAACUAAUGUGAUCACAUUGAAGUUAUCACCUCUUCACGAAAUGUGUUCUUACAUACAAUGAUAUUGACGUGAUGUUUUUUCUUGCAAAAGUAAUUAAACAGCAUGCAUUGAACUGAAUCACAUAAUUCGUGGAUCUUUCUAGCAGACGACUAAUUGUUAACUCGGCUGGCACUUGAUCUUUGAUCACGCUCUAUGUAUUUCGUUUGCCCACUAUAAGGUAACGUUUAUGGGCGUGUUGACAUUCCGUGUACCUGUGUCUUGGAGUUCUCAGUAAUUGUUUCAUUAGAUGAGUAGGUGAGGAUGUCCUUUGAGAACUGACCAGACCGCGGGGUAUCUUUACACUGCAUACUAUGAACAACAGAAAAAAUUCUGUGGUCACAUCGAACAAGAUGACCGUCUUAGACGGUGGAUCCAGUACUACCAAUCGCUCAGCAAUGAUCAUCACCUCAGCCCAGACUGUGCGGGAGACCCCGGCCCCUUCACAGUUCAAGCAAUAUGAAAAUACUUACCAAUUAGGACCGACAAAAGUCACGUCCAGUUCAAAACUUGAAAAGAUUAUCGACGAAACAUUAAAAGAACAUCUGACAGGUCGGACUUAUACCAAUGACAGUAGUAGAUAUGUAAAGCUUAUAGCUGAUCAGUUAAAACAAAAGGCCAAGGAGCUCGGAGUUCCAAGGUACAAGUACGUGUGUACUGUGGCUCUUGGUCCAACCAGAAGCUCCACCCUCUCCAUGGCCAGUCGCUGUGUCUGGGACCCCAACGUGGACACGUUCGCUGAGAAUUCUUAUGAAAAGGACGGUCUGUUUGCUACUGCAGUCAUCUAUUGCAUCUAUACAGAGUAACGAAUCAUUAAAACUACAAGUGAAAGAAAAGUUUGAAAAAUGUCUGCUUACUUUACAAACACUCACAGACUUUGUAAUUACAAGGAACGGAUUCAAUAGGAUAAAGAGUGGACAUGUUUUUCCGUGGAUUUUGUCACUGAUUGUGUUUAUAUGUCAGUGAUUGUGUUUAUAUGUCUGUGAUUGUGUUUAUAUCUACUAAUUAAAUAUUUCAUCUAGAAAAACCAA
Molecule: messenger RNA, 1133 nt
Organism: Biomphalaria glabrata
Lineage: Eukaryota; Metazoa; Mollusca; Gastropoda; Planorbidae
Product: dynein light chain Tctex-type 5-B-like
Exons: 4
Coding region: 417-908 (163 amino acids)
Biological process (GO): microtubule-based movement
Cellular component (GO): cytoplasm; cytoplasmic dynein complex
Molecular function (GO): dynein intermediate chain binding
Source: RefSeq, a predicted model, not a curated record